AUGGCUGUUGAUCCUUCACAGACAGCUUUGUUGAAAACGUUAUGCCACGAAAUCACCGAUUUGAAAGUGGCAUCAAAGGUGAACGCGGAAAAUGUAAACAAGUUGAAGAAAGAAUUGGAACAGCAGAAAAAGGCGAACGCUGAAGUUCAUAAUGCUGUUUUCUUGUUGCAAGAGGAGAAAACGAAUCUGAGAGUUGCAGUUCAUAAUUUGAAAAUGCGAAAUGCUAUUAUGUCCCGAAAAAUUCAGAAACUCAAGGUAUCGUGGAAAAUUGAUUGUUAAAAAGUAUUUUAAAAUUAAUUUUAGGAUCGAAUUAAAAACGAGGAUGAAUCAGAUGAUGAUUUUGAGCUGAUUGAAUUUGACGAAAUUGGUCGCAAUUUUUUAAUGAUUGGAGGUUUGCCAAUGAUAAAUUGAAAUCAUUUCCAAUAUAUUUUUAAGGUAGACAAGACCCAUUGGCUUUCAAUUACAACAUCAAAUUCAGUGAUGAAAAUGGUAUUCAACAUCAAAGUGCUGAAAGAUAUUAUUGGUUUUUGAUGGCAGGAUAUUUCAAUGACAAAGAAAAUCAAGAAAUCAUUCAAACUGCUGAAUAUUCAAAAGCAGAACAAGCCAAGAAUUCGAUUGUUGCGUUUGAUGAACAACAAUGGAAUCAAGUCAAAUUGCAAUGUUAUACAAAAGCUCAAGAACGAAAAAUCAGCGAGUUGAGAAGUGUUCAAAAUCUCCUCAUUUUGUCAGAUAAUAUGUAUCUCGCUUCGUGUGAAUCAGACAGGGUAAUCACGUUCAAAUUGAAUUAUUGCUUGAUCUAAAUGUUAAUUACAGUAUUUUGGAACUGGAUGGCGUAAACAGCGAGAAGAAUCAGUUCGACCACUUCAUUGGGACGGACAAAAUCUUGGCGGUGUUGUUUUGAUGAAAUUGCGCAAGAAGUUUGCAAAAACUCACAAAUGGCAAUCAGAAAACGAACAAGUUGAAGCCGAAAAUCGCUUUGGAGAGUUGAGAAAAUAUAUCUGGAGACGUAUCAAAAAACGAACAGAGAAUAAUAAGUAA
Messenger RNA from Caenorhabditis angaria, 1038 nucleotides. NCBI's taxonomy places the organism in Eukaryota, Metazoa, Nematoda, Chromadorea, Rhabditida, Rhabditidae. The record is from the annotation of a GenBank genome assembly.